CGAUAAGAGUCGAAAGGACCCGAGGACCACUUACCUGCACAACAAAGGAAGAACGUCGAUAUUUCGGAAAAAUCUCUACAUUAAAAUUUGUGCGUUUCUCAGCGAUUCUCGUAGGAACCGUCUCUGGUCGUCGCCAAAUCACAGAUGUUUGUGUGCCACAAUAGGAAUAAGCUGCAGUAAUUAGGGAAAUACAGAAUGACUAAGACUCGAGUGAUGUUUAACAUAGUAAGAAGGUUUAGUGGAUAUAGCACCGAGCCAUUAAUUUUUAGACAGCUAUUUGAUAAUAUCAGCUCGACCUACACUUAUCUGCUGGGAUGCCCCAAGACGAGAGAAUGUAUCAUUAUUGACCCAGUUCUUGAGCAGGUGAAAAGAGACUUUCAACUUUCAAAGGAUUUGGGCCUUAAAUUGAAAUACGCCAUUAACACCCAUAUGCAUGCCGACCAUGUUACUGGUACAGGAUAUUUGAGAGUUCUAUCCGGAUGCAAAACAAUAAUAUCUAAAGCGAGCGGGGCUGCUGCUGAUAUUUACGUUAAUGAAAAUGACCAAAUUGUUUUUGGGUGCCAUUCUUUAAAAGUUUUUAGCACUCCCGGACAUACUAAUGGUUGUGUUACUUAUUACAACCCGAAUCAGGGUUUAGUUUUCACGGGGGAUGCACUACUAAUAAGAGGAUGUGGUCGAACUGACUUCCAAGAGGGCGAUCCAAAAACUCUAUAUAAAAGUGUGCACAGUAAAAUCUUCACUUUACCUGGGUCCACUUUAGUAUUUCCCGCGCAUGAUUACAAAGGAUUUCUUUGUUCUUCUGUGGACGAAGAGCGCAGGCUAAAUCCGAGACUGACGAAAUCUGAGACGGAAUUUGUGGAAAUUAUGAACAACUUGAAUUUAAGUUACCCGAAACAAAUAGAUCGUGCUCUUCCAGCAAACAGAGUUUGUGGAGUUCAAGACAUACCGGAAGAUGCUAAAAGGGAUUCUGCGAUAUGACCAGUAUAAUCAACUAAAUCUCUUAUAUGUGAAAAAAAUCAACUUUAUCAGUUUUAAAUAUCAAUAAAGAUUACAUUUUAAAUUUU
Messenger RNA from Anthonomus grandis grandis, 1064 nucleotides. RefSeq names its product persulfide dioxygenase ETHE1, mitochondrial. The record is from RefSeq and is a predicted model, not a curated record. Bases 196 to 978 code for a protein of 260 amino acids. NCBI's taxonomy places the organism in Eukaryota, Metazoa, Arthropoda, Insecta, Coleoptera, Curculionidae. Gene Ontology annotation, molecular function: sulfur dioxygenase activity. Gene Ontology annotation, biological process: hydrogen sulfide metabolic process; glutathione metabolic process. The transcript has 6 exons.